Arachis duranensis is the source of this 807-nucleotide messenger RNA. RefSeq lists its product as uncharacterized. The transcript has 3 exons. Gene Ontology annotation, cellular component: membrane. Gene Ontology annotation, molecular function: starch binding. The coding region runs from base 202 to 681 and encodes 159 amino acids. Lineage: Eukaryota; Viridiplantae; Streptophyta; Magnoliopsida; Fabales; Fabaceae. The record is from RefSeq and is a predicted model, not a curated record.
CUCUGCUCUACCACUCUAUAAAAGGAGCCCACAUCACCUCAUAAUAGAGCAAUCCCUCUCCACAAGGAUCAGAUAGAUUCUUCAUUUUCAUCUCACUAACCAACAAAACCUAAUUAUUGAAUCAUAAGAAACCAGUGUCUCAACCCAUCAAACUUGGUUCUGUUGUGUGUGGUUCACAGACACCACAAACACUUUCAACUCAUGAAAGCCCUCAUAAGCAGUUCUUGUUCCAAGGCCAUAGUUGGGAGCCUUGGAUCAAAUAUUUAUCAUAGGAGAGGUGGUGGUGGUGUUGUUGCUGCUCAUGUUCCUGGGAGAGUUGAGUUCUGCUUCUCACUGAGAUCAAGAAAUGACAAAAGGGGCUGCAGCUUUUGGUUCCUUAAGAAAAAGGGUGUAACCCCAAUUCAUUCAGUGCCACCAAAAACUGAGGUGGAAUUGGAACCAUCAGAGCCAGAUUUGGAAACUGUAGAGCCUCAAGCUCAAAAAAGUGAACAAACAAAUGAAUCAAAGUUUGUACACGUAACAUUUCAGUUGCAAAAGAAUUGCUUCUUUGGCGAACAGUUUCUAAUAGUUGGAGAAGAUCCUAUGCUUGGUUCUUGGGACCCUUUAGAGGGAUUACCAAUGGCCUGGUCUGAUGGGCAUGUAUGGACUGCUAAUCUGGUGAGUAUCCUCUUCAACACAUAAAAUUACUCUAUUUGUUUCAAAAUAACUGUCAGUUGGAACAAAGUGAUGCCAUAUAAAAUGAGAUUAAUUUUUAUGCACUGACAAUAUAAGUGAGUUUUGCACUAUAAUCCACUUAGAUGCUUGUAU